UACCAACUUGAAUAUCUUGACAACCUAAGACCUAAAUAAUGUAUAGGAUUUUCUGACAUAACAUUUCCAAGGUGGUGCCUAUAUUAUUCGUCCUGUUAACGUCCUGUUGUCAUAUCGGGCGACAGCAUUGUCAAGUCCGGCGCCUGCAUCAUCAUGUCUAGGGACCGCCUUGGCGCUAGGUUUCGUCCGUCAGUUCGUCCGAAAACAGUUUUGUGACAAAUCUUUCCUGUUUCAUCCGGUUAAAAGAAUCAUUUUACAUAUUGAUAGCAACAUUUUACACUUAGUGUAAGAUUUGUAGAGUCAAAGCAGUUGUUUAGUUCAUAGGCAAAAUUAACUUAGUAACAUCAAAACAUUACAACAUUAGACGCCGACUUCUAGGCCGAUGCACCUAAAAAUAGUUUUUUUUUUGCUUUUUAGUGUUUUGGGAAGUCGGUUUAAUUUUUUUGUAAAAAAGUUUUUUAUUUAAAGCUUUUCAGUGAUACGAAUAGUUGUCACUAUCCAUACAAGUGAGAAGUUCUCAUCAAUACAAAGAAUAUAAGUCCAAAUACGAGGUAUUUUACAUAUUCAGUUGUGAUUCAAGUGCACUAUAAUAAACUUGUUAGUUGAAGUGCAAUCAAUACAUAUUAUAGCUGAAUCAUGAUUAUAACGCAGGCUUUAUCAGAAUUUCCUGGAUAAUAGUAAUUUUUAAUGACGUACCUAUUUAAAGUUAAUAACCAACUUCAGAGCUGCAAAGUUACUUGCUUAGAAUAUAAUUUAUCAGAAAAAUCGCCCAAUGAUGAGAACUCAUGCCAGAGGGGGAGUGGCCGUCUCGUACGCGUCGUGUUGACGACGAGUUGACGUCGUCUUGUCGUGGCAACACGGCAACGUGGCCGGCGCGGGCGAUGCGGCUGCAGUUGCCCGAUGACCAUAGAUUAUGAGAGCUGAGGGCGUAUUUGAAAUUGGAAUAGAAUUUUAAAUAUUCAAAAAUUGGAAGUAUGUAAAGCUAAAAAUGUGUAUAGGAAACUAUCAGAUAGAACACCAAAGGCAUACUAAAAAAAACAUACUAUCCCUCCUUUUUUUAAAUCUGUAAAAAGUAUAGUUUUUCAUAUCAAAGAGAGCGUUGAAUUUGGACGUCACAAAAAAAUCGGGAACUCAACCUGAGUCACCCAUAAUUGCCUACUUACAAUUGACAAUUGGCAAAAUUUGAGCAAACUGGAUUUAUCUGGACAUUAUGAUUGCACACCAGUUCUGUUAAUCAAAGUCUAGCCCAAAAUAGAAAUAAAUGCUUUUUACCUCAUAAGACUACUGAGCCAUUUUGGUUAUAUAAGUACCUGAAUCUAUCUCCGCUUCUAGAAUAAAAUAAAACAGAGUUCUGACGAAUACUAUGCCGAAAACUGCAUCAAAAAGCCACACUUGACAUAGGGCCGAUUUUUCAAUGGUCAGAUAAAGGGAAAGAUAAGGUUUAUUCCACAGUUAGCGAGAAUCUCAAUUUUUCAAUUGACAGAUAGGCCCUAACGGUCAGGUAAACUCUCUAUCCAGCCGAUAAAUUUAUCUGGCCCUUUACGGGCCAGGUAGCGCGCUAACGGUCAGAUAACUCAGAUAUUUUGUCAUUUCUGCAAUCACGCGCGUUCGUUUUUGUAGGUUAUACUUGUGUUCUUGCUUCCUAAAUUAUAAAAUAAUGGAUAUUUUUGAUUCUAUCGACGACGAAACAAUCGAGGAAGAUGAUAUAGUGCUAAAUUAUUUAGAGUCAGAGAGAAGAGAAAGAGUUAUUAGAGAGAGACCUGAUAAUAUGUCUCUAUGGGAUGAUAAGAAAUUUCAUAGGAGAUUUCGUCUCGAAAAAAGUACUGUGCAAUUUUUAUUAACCCUCAUUGAAAGUAAAAUCGCCAACGUAACAAACAGAAACAAUUCUGUUCCAGCUUUACAACAAUUACUUCUGACUUUGCGGUUCUAUGCGUGUGGUAGUUUCUACAUUACGAUAGGUGAUUUUGCUGGAAUACACAACUCAACUGCGAGCAAAAUUAUAAGAAAAGUUACUGAAGCAAUUGCCUCUCUUCGCCAGGAAUUUGUUACAUUGCCAGCUAACAGAGAAGAAAUAUUAUUAGUACAGGAAGGAUUUUUUAAUAUUGCCCGAUUUCCGAGGGUUAUAGCGGCAUUGGAUUGUACUCACAUCAAGAUAAUUUCACCAGGUGGCAAUACUGCAGAAGACUACAGAAAUCGAAAAGGUUUCUUCUCAUUGAAUGUGCAAGCUAUGUGUACUAGCGACUUAAAAUUUGAAGAUAUAGUAACACGAUGGCCAGGUUCAACACAUGACAGUUUGAUAUUCUCAAACUCUGCAGCAAAGUUUCAGUUUGAUACUAAUAGAUUUCAGAAUGGACUGGUCCUAGGUGACAGUGGUUAUUUCUUAAAUCAUUAUUUACUAACUCCGUUAAGUGAUCCUCGAACAGAAGCCGAAAGACUAUAUAAUGAGUCUCAUAUUCGUACUCGAAAUGUAAUUGAGAGAUGUUUCGGGGUUUGGAAAAGGAGAUUUCCUGUGUUAAGUAUAGGAAUGCGGUGCCGAAUCCCUCUCGCUCAAGACAUUAUUGUAGCAACAGCAAUUUUACAUAAUCUUGCAAGAAUUAGAAAUGAAAGCGAACCACCUGUGGAUCCUGAAGUCCACAUACCACAACAACCACAAUUUGAAACUCUCAUUGCUGACCAGCCAGGACACCAACACAAUAGUACAAGGGACUCUAUGUUAGAAUAUUUUGAAAGUCUAAUCAACUAGUAAUGAUAUAUUAAUAAACACAAUUUUAUAACUACAA
Molecule: messenger RNA, 2780 nt
Organism: Helicoverpa zea (corn earworm)
Lineage: Eukaryota; Metazoa; Arthropoda; Insecta; Lepidoptera; Noctuidae
Product: putative nuclease HARBI1
Exons: 2
Coding region: 1658-2743 (361 amino acids)
Source: RefSeq, a predicted model, not a curated record